AUGCUGUCCUGGGUCUAUCCUAUUCGCCUAGUCCAGGCUUUCUUUGCCUUUGCUACCAUUGGCUUGACCGCAUAUGUUAUUGCAUCGCUCUACGACGAAUGGUCCUUCUCCAAUGUGAUCUAUUUUAUGCUCUUCAAUGGCUGCUGGACGGCCGUGGUCGCUGUUCCCUAUCUGGGGCUCGCACCGCUGUGGCUGCCCCGCUUCUCGCAUGAAUUCGUGAUUCCCGCCGUCGAGUUCGUUACUAUGGCUCUCUGGCUCAGUGGCUGGAUCGCUCUGGCCGCAAUGAUCCCCAAGCCGAGCGCCUGCAACUACGCCAGUUGCCACGGUCUUCAGGCUACUAUCGUUGUUGGUGCUGUUGAAUGGGCACUCUUCGCCUUCACCAACGUCUACGCCUUCAUGGACGUCGUCAAUUCGCGCCGCAACCGCAAGCACCAUACGCAGCAGCAACCCGCUGUCUCCGAGGUGAGCGCCCCGGAGAGCGUUUAA
Penicillium canariense is the source of this 486-nucleotide messenger RNA. RefSeq names its product MARVEL domain-containing protein. The record is from RefSeq and is a predicted model, not a curated record. Lineage: Eukaryota; Fungi; Ascomycota; Eurotiomycetes; Eurotiales; Aspergillaceae. Gene Ontology annotation, cellular component: membrane. The coding region runs from base 1 to 486 and encodes 161 amino acids. The transcript has 3 exons.